This is a messenger RNA of Bactrocera neohumeralis, 518 nucleotides long. It is a transcript of the gene osi, whose product is annotated as electron transfer flavoprotein regulatory factor 1. The transcript has 2 exons. Gene Ontology annotation, cellular component: mitochondrion. Gene Ontology annotation, biological process: respiratory electron transport chain. The coding region runs from base 120 to 374 and encodes 84 amino acids. The record is from RefSeq and is a predicted model, not a curated record. NCBI's taxonomy places the organism in Eukaryota, Metazoa, Arthropoda, Insecta, Diptera, Tephritidae.
UGGCAACACUGAUUUUCUAAUCGCUCUACUUGGUAGAAAUUAAUCAAUCCUUCGAUAUAUUUUUGUGGAAUAAUCUAAAUAAUUAAAUUUUUGUAAGAAGCGGCAAUUUCUUAUUGGUAAUGUCAGCAGAGAUAAGAUCUAAAGUAAUUGGACUCUAUAAGCAUUUGCAGUACCUGGGCAGGGAGUACCCUGGCCCGAAUGGACCACAAAAGUUCCGACAACAAAUACGCGAUGCUUUUCUCAAGCAUAAAGACGAGACGGAUCCAAAAAAGAUUAUGGCUCUAGUGGCACACGGACGUUACGUAGCCAAAGAAGUGGAGGCGCUCUAUUCGUUAAAGAAAUAUAGAGCAUUGAAGCAGCGAUACUAUGACUAAUCGAAUAUACCCAAAAAUGGACGAUGAAAUUGAUACAAUAACUAAGUCUGAAAUGUUUUUGUUUGUUAAUGUAACGCAUUGUGUUAUCAAAAAAUAGGAUGUUGAACAUCGUAAAAUAAAAAAGAGUUUUCUGCCAUAUACAUA